AUGGGUCAAUUUGACAAUCGUGCGGUUAUCGUCACUGGCUCGUCCAAUGGGAUCGGUCGUGCUACCGCAGUGCUGUUCGCAAAAGAAGGAGCCAUGGUGACGAUUUGUGGAAGAGAUGAGAAAACACUGAACGAAACAAAAUCGAUGGUACUGGCGGUAAAUGGCAGCGAUGAAAAGAAGGUGUUUCUCGCUCGUGGGGAUGUUUGUAAGGAAGAGGUGAUGAUGGAAAUCGUCGACGGAACAGUCAAGGCGUUUGGCCGACUGGAUGUCUUGGUGAACAAUGCCGGCGGAACCAACAGUGAUUACGAAAAGCCAGGCCCCGAAGGCGAUAUUAGCAAUUUUGAGCAUACGCUUAAUUUGAAUACCAAGAGCAUCCUGCGGCUCUGCCAACUGGCAUUUCCACAUUUGGCGGAGAAUAAAGGCGAAGUUGUAAACGUCAGCAGUAUCGCGGGCCAACCGAAUGGCGCGUCAAUCCCGUCCGCGUUCUACAGUAUCGCUAAAGCGGCACAGGACCAAUUGACCCGUAAUCUCGCCAUUUACUAUAUUCAAAAAGGUGUUCGAGUGAAUGGAGUUAGCCCUGGUAUUGUAUCGACAAAUAUCGCACAAAGGCAAGGAAUCCCAGCAGAAAUUGUGAGAAAGGCGGAAAAGGAAAUUGCCUCAUCGCAUUCACGUGUCCCAUGUGGCCGUCCUGGAACACCUGACGAGAUCGCCGAAGCGAUUCUCUUCUUGGCCGACAGGCAAAAGUCGAGUUACAUAGUUGGCCACCAACUGGUGAUCGACGGUGGUUCGUCCUUACAAAUGGCAGUGAUCGCUGAUGGAAUGAAAAUCUUUACUGAAGUCCUCGCCGGUGUCGCGCCAUCGAAAGCUUAA
Molecule: messenger RNA, 870 nt
Organism: Ostertagia ostertagi
Lineage: Eukaryota; Metazoa; Nematoda; Chromadorea; Rhabditida; Trichostrongylidae
Source: the annotation of a GenBank genome assembly